Mercenaria mercenaria is the source of this 3116-nucleotide messenger RNA. RefSeq lists its product as uncharacterized. Gene Ontology annotation, cellular component: nucleoplasm; chromatin. The coding region runs from base 1 to 1692 and encodes 563 amino acids. Lineage: Eukaryota; Metazoa; Mollusca; Bivalvia; Venerida; Veneridae. The transcript has 2 exons. Gene Ontology annotation, biological process: positive regulation of DNA-templated transcription. Gene Ontology annotation, molecular function: ubiquitin-protein transferase activity. The record is from RefSeq and is a predicted model, not a curated record.
AUGGCGACUGAUGGGUGUGAAAUUACUUCUGAUGAAAUAUUUAUCUUUAAAUGUACGCCUUGUGCCAAGAAAAAUAAGAAUCGAGAAGCGGUAAAAUACUGUGUGGAGUGUCAAGGAUAUUGUUGUAGGUCAUGUGUAGACAUACAUGAAGAUUUUCCUACUUUAGAAGGGCAUGAGCUUCUCGAUAAAUCAGAUUUUAAGUCGACAGGUAUUAUGUCGGACCUCCCGGAUUUACCGACCGUGAGAUGCAAGAUUCAUACAGUAAAGGUUAUGGAUAUGUACUGUGGAACCCAUGACGUGGUGGGUUGCACAAGCUGCAUGGUUCUGACACACAGGAGCUGCACAGACGUACAACUGAUACCCGAAAUUAUCAACACUAUUUUCAAAAAGGAAGACGCAGGUGCAAUAUCACUAAAGCUACAGGAGAAGAUAAAGCAGUUGGAGAAAAUUAUAAGCACACGUUUGUCACUUAUUGAAGAGUUGAAAGAUUCGAAGGCUGAAGCAAUAACUGCGAUUGCAAACUUCAUAAAAGAAAUGGAACUUAUACUUCAGAAUCUUAAAAAGGAAUCAAUGUAUGAAGUUAAAGAAGAAUAUCACAAAAGGGAGCGUAUGCUAGAGGAAGAGAAGAAGAAAGCUGAAACUGAAAUGGAAGAUAUGAAGCAAGCUGAUAAUGAUAUUCGGCAACUAGAAACAAACAAAGCUGAAACAUUUGUCAGUAUGAAAAUCGCUCAAGAGAAAGCUACAAAUGCAAAUGAGCUCAUCAAUUCAUUGAAGACACCUCCUAACACAAAGAUAUACUUUCAAGUGGACACAGAUAUGCGAGAUACUUUGCAUCGAUUAAAAUCAUUAGGAAAACUCAACAUUUGUUCUUCCGCAGCCUUGAAACCUAAGACAAGCGUCUAUUCAAUUACAGGCACAAAUGAUAUGAAUAUCAAAUUACCAAAUGAAAGAAACACAUGUAGUAUCUUUGGAUCAUGUUUAACAGAAACAGGAAUGCUGCUGUUAACUGAUUAUAGCAAUAAAAAGCUGAAACGUACAUACGUUACCAAUUUGUCUGCGAUAGAUCAUUGCGACUUUCCUUAUGGCCCUUGCUUUGUUUGCAAUACAAAUAAAGAGGAAGCAACAGUUACCUUUUAUGACAACACAGUUCAAUUUGUCUAUCUCGGAAACCAAAUGACAAAAACACGCCAAAUAACCUUGGGUCAUCGUUGUUACGGUAUUGCUUACAAGGAAGACAAAUUGUACAUUACUGAUAACACUUCUUCUCUUUACAUACAUGAUAUGGCAGGUAAUCUGCUGCAGACAGUCUCAAAAGACAGUUCCGGGAAUCCCCUCUUCACAUGUAGCAGAGUCAUUGCCUUCAGCGACAACAGAGACAAAAUGUUCGCCGUCGAUUUCACUAAUAGGAUGAGAACUCUUGAUAUUCACGGAAAACAUACAGAUACAUACACCGAUUCAGAUUUAGUUCAAGUUUCAGGAGUUGAUACUGACAGAAGAGGCAACAUAUUUGUAUGUGGAUACGGAUCAAACAACAUUGUACAGAUAGGACAAGAUGGAAAGAAGAAAGGAGUGAUCGCAACAGCAUCAGAUGGAAUUGCGAGGCCAUGCUCCAUUUGUUUUGAUCCAAAACAGAAUAUGUUAUUUGUCACUCAAGCCAGUAAUGACAAAAUAAAAGUCUUUAAUUUUAAAUGAACAUACUUACACUAUACAGAUCCUGACAAAGCACAUCUAGGUUGAGUGAAAAGACACUGAAGAAGGACUACAAUGUAUAUUGUUUGUCACACAAAGAAACAAUUAAUAAAAUGAAAGUCUUUAAUUUGAAAUGAAAAUGAGCACACUAUAUCAAUCUUUACAUACACAUUGUUCUGUAUAAAAGCAAAGACACUGAAAUUAGACAAGAAUACUAUUUAUUUAUUGAAUGGUUUGCCGGUCAAUAAACAGAACUUUUUUAUUACAUGACAUAAGAAAUGAAUUUCAAAGUGCAUUUUUCUCAACGUUUUACAACAAACCUGUCUUGAACUAUAGAUAGGUUAAUGACACAAACUGUGGACCGGCGAUUUAUAUAAGGAGUCAUGAAAUGAAUCAUUCUAUGCCAGUUUAGGCAAAGACAACACGAUUGGUGGUAUGGUAUAUUAUCAUAAAGUUUACCAUACAUGACUAUGACUAAUGUGUAUAAUUUUGUCCACUACAUGCGUCGUUAAAUAGUUCCUUUCCUUUCAUGACGUUUAUGUGCAACCAUUAUGCAAAGAAAAACUGUGUUAAAUGUAAUAUAGCUCCGGGGCACAAGUGUGCGUUUUUCUUAAUCUCAUGGCUACGCGAUAAUAUCUCGUUUGCUAUCGCGUAGCCAUGAGAUUAAGAAAAACGCACACUUGUGCUCCGGAGCUUCAUUUGCAGGGGCCUCCGUGGCCGAGUGGUUAAGGUCGCUGACUUAAAUCACUUGCCCAUCAUCGAUGUGUGUUCGAGCCUUACUCGGGGCGUUGAAUUCUUCAUGUGAGGAAGCCAUCCAGCUGGCUUACGGAAGGCCGGUGGUUCUACCCAGGUUCCCGCUCGUGAUGAAAUAAUGCACUGAGGGGCACCUGGGGUCUUCCUCCACCAUCAACGCUGGAAAGUCGCCACAUGACCCAAAAUUGUGUCGGUGCGACGUUAAACCAUAAUAAAUAAAUAAAUAAAGUAUCUCGUUUGCACGAAAUAGUGUCUCGUGGCCACACAAUAACUAAUUCGUGACAAUGCUUGUUCUAUGUAAAACACGACUAUUUGUCCCAGAAUCCGUUUAUGCAUGGAAACAUGUAUUCUUAUCGCUUGGCUAAAUGCAUUUAAGUAUACCUGUAUGCAACAGAAUAAAGCACACGGCGACGUAAUGACCAGUUUCUAAGGUCAGAUUGUCUACCAGGAGGACUCGAGCCCAAAAGCCAAUCAUUCAUUUUUAAGAACACUAAGACAAAACAACGAACUAAACUGUUUUAAUAAGUACGAGGGUUGAUAAAAAACAACGUAACCUGUCCUGGUUACGGGAUUAAAUUUUAUUGUCUAGGGUUGUUUCCUUUUUAAACACAUAGAGAUAAAACCGACGCUAUUUCGCCACACGCGAAAAUAAUGUUUACUUCGUUAACAGUAAA